GGCUCGGUGGCCGCGGAGCGAGUUAUGGGUAUUUGCAGCAGGGAGCGCGCAUUACCCCACAGCGCCAGCCCCCUGCUAAUCUAGAACAAUCUGUUCCUACAGGAAAGUCUUAUAACCCAGUAUGCAGUAACUUCACCUCACUGACCAGGUCAUAUCAAUAAAAUCCCCAUAAGCAUGCAGUAAGUGUGAUCAGGAGUAAUGCCAACACAGUUUGCAUAAUUAGAAAAAAAAUAUUAAGUUCACCUCUUCAUGAACUUUCUACUGAGAAUGCAGAUAAACAAAGUGUCCACUUCAAUAAUUUAAUCCAUGAAAGCUUGCAGAGAAGAUGGCUGAUGUUAGCCUGAAGGAAAUAGCACUGAUAGUAGGUGUGGUGGCAGCCUGUUACUGGAACAGUCUCUUCUGUAGCUUCGUUUUUGAUGAUGUUUCAGCAAUUCUGGACAAUAAAGACUUGCAUCCUUCUACUCCUUUAAAAAAUCUGUUUCAGAAUGACUUCUGGGGGACUCCGAUGUCUGAGGAGAGGAGUCAUAAGUCAUAUCGACCGCUUACUGUCCUCACAUUUCGUUUAAACUACCUCUUCAGUGAGUUAAAUGCCGUUUCUUAUCACCUCCUAAAUGUGGUUUUUCAUGCGGUGGUUUGCAUAGUCUUCCUUAAGGUCUGUAAGCUUUUUCUGGACAACAGGAGCAGUGUAAUUGCAUCCUUGCUGUUUGCAGUGCACCCAAUACACACUGAAGCGGUAACUGGAGUGGUUGGCAGAGCAGAGCUUUUAUCAUCUAUCUUUUUUCUAGCUGCUUUUUUGUCAUACACCAAAUCAAAAGGGCCAGACAAUACCAUAGUGUGGACUCCAAUUGCAGUGACAGUGUGUCUAGUAGCCGUUGCAACAUUGUGCAAAGAGCAAGGAAUAACAGUGGUGGGGAUAUGCUGUGUCUAUGAAGUAUUUAUAGCUCAAGGGUAUACUUUGCCUAUGCUGUUGGAUGCUGCCAUGCAGAUUCUCCGAGGGAAAUGCAGUAUUCCUUAUUCUAUGCUCCAAACACUGUUAAAGCUUAUUGUUCUGAUGUUCAGUACACUGCUCCUUGUUGUAGUCAGAGUCCAGGUCAUUCAGUCUCAGCUUCCAGUGUUUACCAGGUUUGAUAACCCAGCUGCUGUAAGUCCAUCUCCUGCAAGGCAGCUGACUUUCAACUACCUCCUCCCUGUAAAUGCUUGGCUUCUUCUAAAUCCCUCAGAGCUAUGCUGUGAUUGGACAAUGGGAACUAUUCCACUUGUGGAGUCUUUCCUAGAUAUAAGAAAUAUUGCCACCAUUACAUUUUUUUGCUUUUUGGGAUCUUUGAUUGUCUUCAGUCUCCGAUACCCUGGGGAUUCCUCCAAGACUGUAUUGAUGGCACUCUGUUUAAUAGUGUUGCCAUUCAUUCCUGCAUCAAACCUCUUUUUUCCUGUUGGGUUUGUAGUAGCAGAACGAGUGUUGUACGUCCCUAGCAUGGGAUUCUGCAUUCUAGUAGCACAUGGGUGGAAAAAACUAUCAAACAAAAGUGUGCUGAGAAAGCUGUCCUGGAUUUGUCUGUCUGUAGUGCUGUUCACUCAUGCCUUAAAAACACUGCACAGAAACUGGGAUUGGGAAUCAGAAUACACCUUAUUUAUGUCCGCUUUAAAGGUAAAUAAGAACAAUGCCAAACUAUGGAAUAAUGUGGGUCAUGCUUUAGAAAAUGAAAAGAACUUUGAAAGAGCUUUGAGAUUCUUCAUACAGGCCACACGAGUGCAACCAGAUGAUAUUGGUGCCCACAUGAACGUAGGAAGAACUUAUAAAAAUUUAAACAAAACCAAAGAAGCAGAAGAGUCAUACAUGAUUGCUAAAUCACUGAUGCCACAGAUUAUCCCAGGUAAAAAAUACGCAGCACGAGUUGCUCCUAACCAUCUAAAUGUUUAUAUAAAUCUUGCAAACUUGAUUCGGGCAAACGAAUCUCGCCUUGAAGAAGCAGAUCAGUUGUAUCGACAAGCAAUUAGUAUGAGGCCAGAUUUCAAACAGGCUUACAUUAGCAGGGGUGAAUUACUUUUAAAAAUGAAUAAGCCUGUGAAAGCGAAGGAAGCUUAUCUUAGAGCCCUGGAACUGGACAGAACCAAUGCAGACUUGUGGUACAACUUGGCAAUUGUUUACAUUGAACUAAAAGAUCCAACAGAAGCCCUGAAGAACUUCAACCAGGCAUUAGAACUUAAUCCUAAACAUAAACUGGCGUUGUUCAAUUCUGCACUACUCAUGCAAGAAUCUGGUGACCCUAUGCUUAGACCUGAAGCCAAGAAAAGGCUGUUAAGUUAUGUGAAAGAGGAACCACAAGAUGCAAAUGGCUACUUCAACUUGGGUAUGCUGGCAAUGGAUGACAAAAGAGAUGCUGAAGCAGAGUCUUGGAUGAAGAAAGCCAUAAGGUUACAACCAGGCUUCCGAAGCGCUUUGUUUAAUUUGGCACUGCUUUAUUCUCAGACUGCAAAAGAGCUGAUGGCUUUGCCAGUCCUGGAAGAGUUAUUGAGAUAUUACCCUGAUCAUACCAAAGGUUUGAUUUUAAAGGGCGACAUCUUAAUGAACCAAAAGAAAGAUAUAAGUGGAGCUAAAAAGUGUUUUGAAAAAAUCCUGGAAAUGGAUCCUAACAAUGUACAAGGAAAACAUAAUCUUUGUGUAGUUUAUUUUGAGGAACGAGACUUAAUAAAAGCAGAAAAAUGUCUUGUUGAGACAUUGGUAUUAGCACCGCAUGAGGAAUAUAUUCAACGUCAUUUAAAUAUAGUCAGAAGUAAAAUUUCAUUGCUCGGUGCUGCAGAACAGUCAACAUUUCCAGCAGAUGGGACUGCAGCUGUGGGGGGGAAAAAAAUUCCAUUUGAAAACUUGAAAGAAGUAAAAAAUGAACAGAAAACCACCCAGACAUUGAAUAGUAACAUUAACAAAGGACAGUCAAAUAGCAAGAAACGAACAGAAAAAAAUAACACAGACAAAGAGACUAAAAAAAAAUCUACAAAAGAAAUCAAAGACAUUGAAAAAAAAAGAGUUGCUGCUUUGAAAAGACUAGAAGAGAUUGAACGUAUUUUAAAUGGUGAAUAGCCUUUAUCAUGUCACAAUAGAGCAGGGGGAGGACACGACUUUUAAUUAUUGCAUAAUGUUUGAUCAAACUGGAAAUUAGACUGGUGCUUUGAAAAUGGAAAGAAUAUUAACAGCAUAUCAUUUAACA
This is a messenger RNA of Emys orbicularis (European pond turtle), 3203 nucleotides long. RefSeq names its product transmembrane O-mannosyltransferase targeting cadherins 3 (gene TMTC3). The record is from RefSeq and is a predicted model, not a curated record. The coding region runs from base 326 to 3076 and encodes 916 amino acids. Gene Ontology annotation, cellular component: endoplasmic reticulum. Gene Ontology annotation, biological process: protein O-linked glycosylation via mannose. Lineage: Eukaryota; Metazoa; Chordata; Testudines; Emydidae. The transcript has 16 exons. Gene Ontology annotation, molecular function: mannosyltransferase activity; protein binding.